This is a messenger RNA of Talaromyces rugulosus, 1647 nucleotides long. RefSeq lists its product as uncharacterized. Gene Ontology annotation, cellular component: RNA polymerase I core factor complex. The record is from RefSeq and is a predicted model, not a curated record. NCBI's taxonomy places the organism in Eukaryota, Fungi, Ascomycota, Eurotiomycetes, Eurotiales, Trichocomaceae. Gene Ontology annotation, biological process: nucleolar large rRNA transcription by RNA polymerase I. Gene Ontology annotation, molecular function: RNA polymerase I core promoter sequence-specific DNA binding; TBP-class protein binding. The coding region runs from base 1 to 1647 and encodes 548 amino acids. The transcript has a single exon.
AUGGGCGUUGGCGAAUACAUUCAUGCAAGAGAGGGUGAUCACCAUCAACCUUUCCAGCGAAGCAACACGGAACAGCUGUUCAAGCUUCAACAACAGCAACAGCAACAGCAACAACAAGACAGACAAGCUAAAGAAAGAUCUGGCAGUGGUAUUCAAUAUUCAAGAUUUACGAGACCUUUCUCAUGGCAACAUGAGACCUAUACGCAACAGCUGCAGCAACAACAACAGCAGGAAGAAGAAGAAGAAGCUGCAAAUUACAAGAGCGUCUUUGAUACAGAUGUCGAGGGUGUCGAUGACUCGACAAUAACGGUGACCAGCGUUGCUGCUGGCAACGAUCAUGGCUUUGAGAUUUUCGGCAACCGCCACGUUAACUCUAUCAAUUGGAAUGAUAGUGUGCCCUCCGAGUCCGACCAGCCUGUCGAAGACCAGGUUGAAAUAGACGAAGAAUUUGGCAAACAUUCUCCCGUCUCCUUAAUAGGAGGCGACGAGGCCAAUGCGAAAAAGAAAGUGACUGAUACAUUGGACUGGGUCCAAUAUCAAGUUUCUCAACAGUCCACGACAGGAAACGAUACCCCGGCCUCGAAGAGAAAAUCUCUAAUAGGUCAACGAACAGACCAGUCCAGGAUACCCAUGGCAUCUUCUCGAAUGGCGCUGAACCGCAGCGACAGUGACCCGGUACCCCGUUUUUCUUCUGCCACUGACGAAGAAACCAAGAUGGCUCAGAUGGCCGCAACUCAUCGUCGCAAUAAUUUGUCACGCAGUUUGGCGACGACGCCGAAUAAUCGGUUCAAUUUCAAGACUGAGCGGCCAUACGAGCGCCUCAUUCAACAAACGCAGCAGGAGCAGGAGCAGUCUCCUACCCGUCGGGCUAGUGGUCCACGGCCACAGCCUCCUGAGCGGCAAAGCUCGUCAAAGCCGACGGGUCUUUUUAAGAGAGAUCAAGCGAAGAACAGAGAGCGGGGGGAGUCAUCAUUCAACUACUAUGACAGCUUCCUCGACAAUAAUCGAAUCAGGAGUACUCUAGACGCAACUGAUGACGAAGGAUUCGAAGACGACACACUCAGUAGUAUCAACAUACCAUCGCCACCACCGAUAAAGAAGACACAUCAAAAACUACCGGCAACAACAACACCAGCAGUAGCUCUCUCACUCUCAGAUUUCGACCACGAUCACGAUCACGACCAAAAGUUUGAAUCCGACUAUCCCGACGAGAUCCUUCAACAAAUGCAGUACUCUCAGCUGGAAAAGGAGUCCUUUGACCACACGCCAACGCCGCCAGCAAUCACAACCCCUAAAGAGCCAACUACCUCACAAAAGACCCCCUCAGAUGAUGCCAAAACCGCCAGCGAAAAGUUAUCCUUUGUAUUAAACUCCCUCCCCAUUGAGGAAGACCGUCAUCGAUAUCUAUCGUCCAUGACACUGCCCGAAUGGGAGGAAUUCGGCGACGAGCUAAUCGGCCGACUUGGCGACAUGAUGAGCAAGAUCAAAGACGCGCGCCAUGCUCGUCGAAAGACGACUGCCGUAUUCGAGGCGGAAAUCAAGCGGAGACAUGAGGAUGUUCAGAAGAGAGAUCGAGAGCUUGAUAGGAAACUUGGCGAUAUGAAACAGGGUGGGAUGGGUGUGUUGAAGGGGCUGAAACCGAAAUGA